AUGUCGAGAUUUUCACUAUUUGGUUAUACGAUUGGGCAGAGUCGAUCAGAAAAAGAAAUAAAUACAUUAUUUCAAUAUUAUGAGAAGACAUUGUCUGGUCAAAAAUCAAAGAUGUUGAAUGAUAUCGGUGAAUGGCAAGAUAGCUUUAUCCACGUCAUUCGUCAACAUGCUGAAAAGCAAAUUUAUCGUCUGGAGCAAGAGUAUGACAAUGAAGUACGCUAUUUGAAACAACAGUGUAAGCUAUUUAUUGAUGAACUAUAUAGACAUGAGGAGACGAAUAAGGCUGAGAAAAUUGACCAAUUACUUGAUCGUUGUAAGGCUUUGAAAUUCGAAUUAGCCGCACUGGAAUAUAUUGAACAACCUAUUCCAUUGAUUCAAGUAACACAACGAGAAUCGGUGAAUAUUAAGCUAGAUAAAUUAGAAAUAAUUGAACGUAGAAACAAGAGCUCAACACAAAACUCACUAUUAAAUGAUCAACACAAAGCAUAUUAUACUGGAAAUGCUUAUGAAAAUUCGUAUUCCACAGCAACAUUUGCAAAUGUUCAACAAACAGAGUAA
This is a messenger RNA of Rotaria sp. Silwood2, 558 nucleotides long. NCBI's taxonomy places the organism in Eukaryota, Metazoa, Rotifera, Eurotatoria, Philodinida, Philodinidae. The record is from the annotation of a GenBank genome assembly.